Camponotus floridanus (Florida carpenter ant) is the source of this 1066-nucleotide messenger RNA. RefSeq lists its product as uncharacterized. The transcript has 3 exons. NCBI's taxonomy places the organism in Eukaryota, Metazoa, Arthropoda, Insecta, Hymenoptera, Formicidae. The record is from RefSeq and is a predicted model, not a curated record. Bases 16 to 891 code for a protein of 291 amino acids.
UACAUAACGGACAUCAUGCCGUGGAGGUGGAAUUAUUUUACGUUAGAAAAUAUGUGUAAAGCAACAUGUAAUCUUUGUGAUCAUCAUGAGAGGCCUCUGAUAUCUAAUCAAAAACGUCUAGAAGAUCAUCUAUUUACAACGAAUAGCGAAGCUCAUGAGGAAAGUGUUAAAAAGUUUAAUUUACUUUUUCCAUCUGGACGAAUUAAUUUAAAUAAAGUAAAUUGGGAUGAAUAUUAUAUAACAGAACAGUCAACUGGUAAUAUGCUCCAGCCAAUGGUAAAAUGCAAAGAUUGUCGUCAUCGAAUGUCUAUUGAGUGUGGUACGGAGGUUAAAAAAGACACAUUCCUACAUUCUACGGCUAAAAUGAAAUCACAUUUAAAAGAAAAGCAUGAUGUUGACCAAGAUAGCUGGAUACGAAUUAAUAAUGUGAUACAAGACCAUACUAAAGAUUAUCGUGACUUCAAGAAAUUAGGAGUGAUUGAUGUAUAUAUAUGUAAGAAAUGUGAUAAUGGUGAUUAUAAGAAUCGAGGAAAAAGUGCAAUCAUGUUCGUAAAGCAUUUGCAGGACAAACAUCGCGGUGAUAAAGAACUUCUAAAAUUUCCUUGGGCUAUCAUACCAAACGAAUUAUGUCCUUUAUAUUCUACUGUCAGAGAUCCUACAUUAAGCAGCGAUAUUGCUGAUCGUCCAGGUUUCAGCCGUCAAGGUAGCUCAGAGGUUUCCUCGGAGUCAACUCAGUUUCCAAGGAAACGCAAAGAAGAAGUCUUGAAGAAGAUGUCAGAGACGUUAGAAGAAGUCGUGAAGAAGAUAUCAGAGAUGUCUGAGGGUAGCACUCAGAUAGAGGAACCUCAAUAUAAACGCAGAAAAUCCAGUUCCGCGGACGAUUCAGACUGAGGAAAAAUAAUUAGAUACUGCUACAACAAGCAACAUUAAUUCAACUGUCAAGUUCGACCUCUAGUUCAGAAUCAUAACCAAUAUUUAAAUCGUAACCAAUGAAGACACCAAAUUUAAAUGAAGACACAGGCAAAGACUUUCUUGUCGAUAUGAUUGCAGAUCAUUUUAAUGAAAA